AUGGCCCCACUGCUUCUGCCCCUACUGAUGAUCCUGGCCCUAACCCAGGUCCCUGCAGCCUUAGUUGGUGUCCUGGAAGGGGACAGCUCAGAGGACCGAGCCUUCCGAGUGCGCUCGGCAGGCCCCGAGCCCCUGCGCGGUGUGCUGGGCGGCGCCCUCACCAUCCCGUGCCACGUCCACUACCUGCGGCCGCCAUCCAGCCGCCGGGCCGCGCCGGGCUCUCCGCGGGUCAAGUGGACCUUCCUGUCCGGGGGCCGGGAGGCGGAGGUGCUGGUGGCGCGGGGCCUGCGCGUCAAGGUGAACGAGGCCUACCGGUUCCGUGUGGCGCUGCCGGCCUACCCCGCGUCGCUCACGGACGUCUCCCUGGUGCUGAGUGAGCUGCGGCCCAACGACUCGGGCAUCUACCGCUGCGAGGUGCAGCACGGCAUCGACGACAGCAGCGAUGCUGUGGAGGUCAAGGUCAAAGGGGUCGUCUUUCUCUACCGGGAGGGCUCUGCCCGCUAUGCAUUCUCCUUUGCUGGGGCCCAGGAAGCCUGUACUCGAAUCGGAGCUCGCAUCGCCACACCUGAGCAGCUGUACGCUGCCUACCUUGGAGGCUAUGAGCAGUGUGAUGCUGGCUGGCUGUCCGACCAGACUGUGAGAUAUCCCAUCCAGACCCCACGAGAGGCCUGUUAUGGUGACAUGGAUGGCUACCCUGGAGUCCGGAACUAUGGAGUGGUGGACCCCGAUGACCUCUAUGAUGUCUACUGUUAUGCAGAAGACCUAAAUGGAGAACUGUUCCUAGGUGCCCCUCCAGACAAGCUAACGUUGGAAGAGGCACGGGCCUACUGCCGGGAGCGGGGAGCAGAGAUUGCCACUACAGGCCAGCUGUAUGCAGCCUGGGAUGAUGGCCUGGAUCGCUGCAGCCCGGGCUGGCUGGCUGAUGGCAGUGUGCGCUACCCCAUCGUCACACCCAGCCAGCGCUGUGGUGGGGGCCUGCCUGGUGUCAAGACCCUCUUCCUCUUUCCUAACCAGACGGGCUUCCCCAACAAGCACAGCCGCUUCAACGUCUACUGCUUCAGAGACUCUGCUCACCCCUCUACCAUGCCUGAGACCUCCAACCCAGCCUCUGAUGGUCUAGAGGCCAUUGUCACAGUGACAGAGACCCUGGAGGAAUUGCAGCUGCCUCAGGAAACCAUGGAGAGUGAGUCCCGUGGGGCCAUCUACUCCAUUCCCAUCAUGGAGGAUGGAGGAGGUGGGAGCUCCACCCCAGAAGACCCAGCGGAGGCCCCAAAGACCCUCCUAGAAUUUGAAACCCAAUCCAUUGUGCCACCCACGGGGUCUUCAGAAGAGGAAAGCAAAGUAUUAGAGGAAGAAGAGAGCUAUAAGGAUGAAGAAGAGAUAGAGGAAGAGGACAAAGAGGUGGAGGAUGAGGACUUGUGGGCAUGGCCCAGUGAGCUCAGCAGACCUCUCCCCACUGACAUGGACAUGGAGGAGUCGCUCUCCCAGGCAUCCCCACCGGCAAGGGCUGUCCUGCAGCCUGGUGCAUCACCACCUCCUAGUGGAGAACCAAAAACUGCCAGGCCUCCAAGGGUCCAUGGACCACUUACUGAGACUCUGCCUACUCCAAAGGCGGGGAGCUUAGCAUCCCCACCACCUUCCACUCCAGUUGGGGCAAGAGAGCUGGGAGAGGAAGCUGGGGGCCCUGAUCUAUCUGGGGUCCUUCGAGGAGAGAGUGAGGAGACAGGGAGCUCGGAGGAUACCCCUUCCCUGCUUCCAGCUACAAGGGCCCCUGAGGGUACCAGAGAAUUGGAGGUCCCCUUGGAAGAGAAUUCCGGAAGAACUGUCCCAGCAGGGACCUCAGUGCUGGCCCAGCCAGUGCUGCCCACUGACAGCGCCAGCCGAGGCGGAGUGGCUGUGGCCCCCUCAUCAGGUGACUGUGUCCCCAACCCCUGCCACAAUGGUGGCACAUGCUUGGAGGAGGAGGAGGAGGAGGGGGUCCGCUGCCUAUGUUUGCCUGGCUAUGGGGGGGACCUGUGCGAUGUUGGCCUCCACUUCUGCAGCCCCGGCUGGGAUGCCUUUCAGGGCUCCUGCUACAAGCACUUUUCUACACGAAGGAGCUGGGAGGAGGCCGAGACUCAGUGCCGGAUGUACGGCGCGCACCUGGCCAGCAUCAGCACACCGGAGGAACAGAACUUCAUCAACAAUCAAUACCGGGAGUACCAGUGGAUUGGGCUCAAUGACAGGACCAUCGAGGGAGACUUCCUGUGGUCAGAUGGUGUCCCGCUGCUCUAUGAGAACUGGAAUCCUGGGCAGCCUGACAGCUACUUCCUGUCUGGAGAGAACUGCGUGGUCAUGGUGUGGCAUGACCAAGGACAAUGGAGUGACGUGCCUUGCAACUACCACCUAUCCUACACCUGCAAGAUGGGGCUGGUAUCCUGUGGGCCUCCACCAGAGCUGCCCCUGGCUCAAGUGUUUGGCCGCCCGAGGCUACGCUACGAGGUGGACACUGUGCUUCGAUAUCGGUGCCGGGAAGGACUAGCUCAGCGCAAUUUUCCACUGAUCCGCUGCCAGGAGAAUGGACUUUGGGAGCCCCCUCAAAUCUCCUGUGUGCCCCGAAGGCCUGCUCGAGCUGUGCACCCAGUGAAGAAACCAGGAGGAUAUCAGUGGAGGCAACUGGGACACCAAAAGACACUGCUGCCACCUCCUUCUGGUCCCUAAGGGCAAGGUCUCCAACUCUGAUAUUCCCAGUACCGCCCUCUCCCUUCAACUGUCCCU
This is a messenger RNA of Dipodomys spectabilis (banner-tailed kangaroo rat), 2757 nucleotides long. It is a transcript of the gene Bcan, whose product is annotated as brevican. Gene Ontology annotation, molecular function: hyaluronic acid binding. Lineage: Eukaryota; Metazoa; Chordata; Mammalia; Rodentia; Heteromyidae. The coding region runs from base 1 to 2700 and encodes 899 amino acids. The record is from RefSeq and is a predicted model, not a curated record. The transcript has 13 exons. Gene Ontology annotation, biological process: cell adhesion.